Molecule: messenger RNA, 4946 nt
Organism: Rhagoletis pomonella (apple maggot)
Lineage: Eukaryota; Metazoa; Arthropoda; Insecta; Diptera; Tephritidae
Product: mucin-5AC-like
Exons: 2
Coding region: 2028-4796 (922 amino acids)
Source: RefSeq, a predicted model, not a curated record
CAUUUCGAGCGUUACGCUCCAAUUAGCAAUAACAACAAAAAGCUAGUACCUAUUCAUAAUUAUUUCAGCCACAAAAGCGAACAAUGAAGCUGAUUGUGUGCGUUAAAAAAAAAAACGUUGUUUAAAGCAAAACUGACGACCGCAUUUGUCAUUACGAAAUUUGAGAAGCGCAUAGCCAACCACAGCGAGUGCUACAAUCACUACAACAACAACGACAAAAACCAAAACAGAUUUAGUAGCAAUUAAUGAGAUAACCGCAACAGUAGCAGCAAAAAAAUUAGUUGUGCGCGCGCAAUUACCAACAACUUCGUAGCUCACCUGUUAACAACAAAAUUUUAGUUAACUUAAUCGCAACAACGGUAUUUAGAUGUGCGCAAGCGUGCCCGUUCACCUUCCGCGUUUCGGGUAUUCAUAGCGCGCGUUUCCACCUUACAAACUCUCUCGCGUUGUCUCCCGACUGUGUCGCUGAUGAAUGCUUAGCUUCGCGGGGCGUUUGUGUUUUUAGUUGCUGUUGUUGUUUAUUGCAUUCGAAGCUGUUAAUUGUUGCACUAUUAGCUUUCGUCGCCUCGCAACUCUUAACUGCCAAAUGCUGCCUUAUUUACUCAUCUCAGUCAAGUAUGUACGACAGUGUGCGGCAUUGUGUUUUUAACGGUGUAAAAAUAAAUAGUAAAAUUCUUUGCUCUAAUUUUUCAAGUCGAAACGAAUUUGUUUGUUUUAUAUGUACAUAUGUAUAGUGUUUUCUUCAAUAAAAAAAGCUGAGCUAAAAAAAGAAGCUCCGCGCUACGCUUGAACGCAGUUCUCCUCGACGAAGCUUGUGCUCAUAUGUACACACAAACCUUCCAAUACAUAUGCAAGCGCAAGUGUACUGCGGCUGCGCGAACAGAAACUUCUACUGUCAACAGCGACGUCAAGUGGAAACACCGUUCAUGCCGCUGCGCUGACGAGCAUGUAAAACAUUACAAGCAGUCGCUGGCUCAUUUAUAAAAUAUUAAACCAAAGAGAAAAUCUAAGAAAAGUGAACAAUAUUAUAACGCGUUCGGCGCGCACUAAACUAUUGACGGGCGCGCUUCAAACAGCUGAGCGCCAUAUGCGAGGAAGGUCAACAGCGCGCGACGCAAGCAAUAUUGACGCGAUUAGUGCAGCGAUCGACGCGAACAGCGACAUGAUAUUUAUACAUAAGUGAUACGCAAUUAAAAGCAAGGCGGGCGCGCGUGUGUGUUAGUGAAUGUACAUAUAUUGUGCUAUUGUGUGCUGCUUGCGCGUAGUGCAUGCGUUGCUUCUAAGUGAGCCGGCGCGCCACAUGUAUCUAAUUACACAAUUCCAAUUCCAAGAAGAUGUUUAAUAGAUCUGUGUGAAGAGUGCGAAUUACUCAUUGUCAGCGUCAAAGUGCGAUCGUAGAAUAAUAUUCGCUUGUAACGCUACACGCCACUCACCGACUCACUGCGUCUCAAUCAGCGUCAUCGCUUGCAUUAAAUUUUAAUUAGCUGAAAAGAAGUUUGCACGAAAAAGUUAUUUAAUUUACCCACGAAUUGUAGCGCCUGAAGGCGAGUGUAGACAAGCAACAAUACAGCUGACUAUAACACGUUAGUGGCAGGUGACUAAAAAGUCUCACCAUAUAAAUUAAACAAAUCUUCGACUCGAUAACCGAUCUUACGCUACAGCGCGGCACUAAGCGUCUAAUCGUCUGGUGGCUCGCGUGCGUCAGAGCGGUUGUAUUGCUGCGUUCAAUGGUCUCUUCUGCGUCAGUUGCUUUGUGACAAUAAAAAUGCUUGUUACUAACAACAACAACAACAGCUCAGUAAUAAUACUCACAAAAAUAUCAAAAACUGUACAACGAAUAGCCAACCACUGUGGGAAUGAUAUUUUUUGUUGCUGUUAAUCGCUGUCAUUUGCGUCAUGUUAUCGUGCCUUGACGUCAUUUGACGUUGCAGCGCGUAUGCCGACUACAAGACCUCUUCAACGUUGGGCGCAGCGAAGAAAGCCAUAAAAAAAGAACCGCAGAGUGCAAACGCACUAAAUGAAAAAGAAUGAGUCAAGUACCCACCAACAAUAAAACUAAUAAUAAGUGUAGCAAAGUGGCCGACAAAAAAUACAAUAAAUGCCUGCAGCUAUCGGCGCAAAGAAUUACGAAAAGAAUUAUGGGCAGCAAUACGAGUCGACACAGUACCAGUACCGGAAUGAGUACACUUGACAACGCCUCGAACAUGACCAUGGCUGCAGAGACUGCAACGUGCCGUGUUCUUUCAACAACCGUCAAGAAUGCGCUACGUCCGCGCCACAAAUGCGCGCGGGGGACGCAUAGAAUUAAGAACUCGCAUUCAACACAGAAACCUACGGCUGUCUUCAAAUUGACAACUGCGCCAUCCGGAAGCGCAUCGACCGAAACGCAAAUUUCUGCGCACCCUGCCAGCACUUCGCUUUAUGACGUGUCCGGUGUGAGCGCUGAUGCAACGGUAUGCUGUAAUCCAAGCGAUGAAGCGGUAGGCGUGGAUGACGUAGACAAAUCCACGAUCGCGUGCGAUACGUCCAGAUGCAGCGAUGCUGCUAAAGAUGCCAGGAGUAUUGGCGAAAGUGGCCGUUCGACAUCAGCGUCGAGCUCAGUGCAGAAGCUUAGUGGUUCCCAUGCCACAAGAGCAUCAGUUGCUACGAGUAGAAGAACAAAGGCGGUGGGGAACAUAAAAAUAACCACAACAACGCGGCGGCCAUAUACACAUACAACAACGACAACAACGGCAUCAACGGAAACUCAAUUAACGAAAGCAAAAAAGAUUACAGCGAGCAAUACAACCAUAAGUAUACACGCACCGACAUCGACAUCGACAGCGGCAGCGGCAGCGUCAGCAAUAACGGCAAAUGAGCGAGUGCGGAAAGCUGCAAUAGCAGAGGAAGCGGCGGCGGCAUAUUCGGCUGCUACACGAUUAACACAAUCGGCGAUUCGUUUGACGUCUGCGAAUUUUACGCCGAUCGUGACGGCAGCACAGGUGGCAGGGGCGUCGACGGCGGUAAAUGUGAAAUCAAAAUUCAGUGAAAAUAAAUGUCCGUUGGCUGUGCUAACGAAUGUUAGUAAUCAGAGAAAAGUUGAAGCGAACAGUACGGUACCAGCGCUAAAGCAGUAUACACUUAGCGGCAACAACGUAAACUCUAGUCACGAAAAAAGUACCUGUGUCAGCAGUAGAACAAGUGAAGAAUUGAACAAAAAGUGGCCAGAAGAACUUAGUUCAGCCGACACGGAGUGUGAAACAAGUAGAACGGCAAGAAUAGACGCCGGUUCUAACAGCAACAAGGAUAUCACAAGGAAACAGAACUUGGCUGCACGUAAAGCCAAAUUGAAAUCGGAAUUUUUCAGGGAUUUCGAAUCACGCGGCCAAGUCAACAAGCGAUUGGCACAGCCAUCGGCGCUUAUUAAUAUUUGUAGCGUGGAUUUACCCAAACGGUUUUCGGAUAGCGGUCAAUCGAAUCUUCUGCAAUCUCAAGUAAACGCGGGCGUCACACGGAGUACGAGUCCUUUGACAACAGCAGCAUUACUUUUGCCACAGAUUUCUGUAAACACCGCUGACACCACUUCUCCCGUAUCGCUGGUAACCAGGCGCAAGUUAGAUCUGAAGCGAAAGUUCGAGCAGCAAUCGUCGCCGAGGGCGUCUCCCCACUGCCAUCAAUUAGUCUUGAUUGGUGCAUCCAGCGCAUUUCCACGUGUCGAGGAAUUAGUACAAAAGUUCGAUUCGCAACCGCCUAGCCCCGCAAGGAAAAUGAUUGUCAAUCCCAACAAUUCGAUCGAAGCGGCAGAUAGCAAUAUGUUGUCCUUGAAGCCAGACGUACUGGAGCAGCGCAACAGUCCACUCUCGGACGAAGGCUGCAACCUGGGACAGAGCCCCUACUCAUCGGAUAAUGAGGACAAUGAGUCCACCAACACAACCUCAACAGCUGUGCUACAAUCAAAGCACAAAGAUAAAGUCGCGCGUUCGGCGAGCAGCGACUCCGCACUCGGGUUGGACGUAGACGAGUCCAUGGACACAACACCGGCACAGCCACCAACCUGCCCACAACAGCGCAGAAUGACACUCACUGUCACGGAUUUGCCAUUGCGGCCGGCACUCUUGCCGCUAGCCGAACCCACUGCACUGCCCGACUCGCCGACCAUCGAUCUGCAGCAGACAGUCAAUAUUUUACCAGCUCAGACCACGGUGCCCAGCAAGGUGCUACUGGAGGAGCGCGUCGUUGAGCUGCCGGAGGAUCCACGUUCCCUGGCGCCGUCACAACCCUGUUCACGGCGCGAGUCAGCGCAGAGUUGUGGCAGCGACUACGCAUCGACCGAGUUUCCGGGCGGCAGGCGAUUUGUACGCACACCCUCCGUGGUCGUUUCAGACUACUCAGACGAUGUCAUGUGCGGCAUAACUCUGGAGGAAAUCGAGUAUUUCCGCGCACAGCGCAUGCAACGACGACAUUCCUCACUAGACACUGCCAACGAGGGCGAAGGCGAAUCGGACGUGAGCGCCGCGUCUUCCUGCAGCAAUCUCUACUACUGCGGGUCCACAAUAUCCGCAUUGGACGGCGCCGAGUGCUACGUGAAUGGCGUGCGCACGUCCUUGGACCGCAAGACCAGCGACUGCUCCACAUGCUCGGUCAGCGCAGAUGAGGAGUCAUUCACCAUUCCCGAAGAUCCACAACAGCAGACGGGCACGAGCAAGGACCUCGCCGACCUACUAGCGGCGCAACAUUUGAGCGCAAAGCCAGCAGCAAAGAAGGUAGGUUUGGUGGUGCCCCUGAGUGAGAACUUGGGCGAAAAGUUUACCUAUUGAGCUCCUUGCGAGCCUAAGCAAGCCUAAAGUAUUUUCUUAUCUACAUGUACAUAUUUUUUCACCCAAAAAACUGUUGUAACUUGAUUAGUUUUAGCAAUUAACUGUAUAUUGUACCGGAUAUGUAUGUGUAGGCUAUCGUAUGAACGUAAU